Molecule: messenger RNA, 2304 nt
Organism: Oikopleura dioica
Lineage: Eukaryota; Metazoa; Chordata; Appendicularia; Copelata; Oikopleuridae
Source: the annotation of a GenBank genome assembly
AUGUCAAGAGAAAUUUUUAAAAGCUCGUACGGGUAUGAUCUGGCUACAUACGAAUGGAUUCCAGAAGGAGAGAUAAAUUUUCUUGUCUAUCUACUGCAUGGAUACGCAGAGUAUCUCCACAAGUUCUACCUUCCACUGAUCGAACAUUUUAAAUCUCACGGUGGUGCUGUUUUUGGACACGACCAUUACGCACACGGAGAGUCUGGCCCGUACGAAAAGACAAACAGAAAUCGCUGCCAACUGAGAUCUUUUCACGAAUCUGCUGACGAUGUCAUCGAAAGAAUCAAAAUUAUCAAAGAAAAAUAUCCUGACAAGAAAAUGAUAAUUUGUGGUCACUCGAUGGGAGGGCUACUUUCAUGUUUAGUUGCUGAGAAAUAUCAAGUUGAUGGCGCAGUAAUGAUCGCACCAGCACUCAAAAUUCACCCAAACACUGGCCCACCAUGGCUAGUCUUCAUUGGAAAAUGGCUUGGCUUUCUCGUUCCAUUUCUGAAGGUCGCAAAAGUCAAGGCAGAAUACGUCUCCCGCCGGACGGAUGUUGUCGAUUUUUUCAAGACAACGAUCAAAGAAAAGUAUGGCGACAAUGGAGGAUCUACUGCAGGAUUUGGACUAAAGUUGUUGACCGAGCAAGAACGACUUGAAAAAGAAAAGUACAAAAGCAUAACCUGUCCAGUGCUACUGACCCAAGGUACCGACGACUUUUUAUGCGCAAAAGAAGGAGCGGAUUUCGCAGCGGAACACUUUCCCAAUGUUGAAUACAAAGUCUACCAGGACGGAUACCAUCAACUCCAUGCCGAUUUACAACCAACAACCGAAGCUCUUUUCCGCGACAUUACUCUCUGGCUCAAGAAUUUAAAUAUUACUGACGAAUGCGCGGGACCAGGGGAGAAUCCUGAUUAUAACAGAUGUUUCUCUUUCAACCCUGAUGGCACUGGAGGCGUUGUUUCUGCUCCCACUCCUCGCCACUAUGUCGUUGUCAAUGGAGAAGCUAAUGCUGCUGACGUUGGCCACGGCCCUCACGCUGCUGAUGGUCAAUUUUGUGCGGACGGAGGCUAUAUUGCCGCUGGAAUUUCCACCGCCUUCGAGGGUGGUCAAGCCGGACAGUGUGUUGUUAGCAAGAGCGAGGAAUCUACCGACGGUCAAUACAUUCUCGCUGCCGGAACGCGUCAAAGUACUAGAAAUACGAAUCAGUACAACGGCUACGUGGCCAAGAUCAACUCGGCUACUGGUGAAACUAUUUGGGAAUUCGACUACACCGAUGGUGCCGGAGCUAGAUCAGGAUUCGAAACUGUUCAUUUGACCUCAGAUGGUGGAUUCAUCGUCGGUGGCUUCAUCAACCGAGAAGAUACUGAAAAACCAGGCUUCAAAUCUGGCGGACAAGUGGAUCAAGGAACACCGGUUAUGCACAAGUUUCCCGCUGCUCUCGCCUCGAGCAGUAGCGCUGGCUCGCCAAUACCCGAGUGGAGUUUUAUUUGCAACGGAAGCGGGAAAUCGUGCAAUCUUGAUGAUGGCUCAGUCAAGAACAUGCGCGUCUACAACGAUAGUGGCGUUGAAAAGGUUGUUGGUCUUCCUACCAGUCGAACUAUCCUCGUUAUCCUUGAUGCGGCCUCUGGUCUCGAACUCGCCUACUCUGGCGAUGGCAUCAACAACGGCUUUGUCGGUGAUGGAACUGCUAACGACAUCGAAGUGGAAUGGAACGCAAGUGGCGAUGUAUCUGGUUUCGUCACCACUGGUCUCCGAAACGUUCGAGUGCAAGUCGACAACGGAGUCAACUGCGGAGCUCUUGGCUGUUCCGUCAUCACUGGUGCAUUCACCAAGUACAGCGCCGAUCUUUCCACGAGGGAAUGGACGGUCGAUCUCCAAAGUGGAGACUGGCCAGGUGGAGCGAAUCAGUUCGCUUCUGUCGAUGCGACCCCCUACGAAUCGCUCGUGUAUACCGAGUGUUGGGGAAUGACAAGCGUCAAGGAUGAAGUUGGAAAUCACAUCGGAUACGUCGCUGCUUGUGGAACUGGCAUCGAACCUGGUUGCCUCAUCCAUCCAGAGCCAAUCCGAACAGAUUGCAGAAACGAUCCCCGAAAAGCGUGGAGGGGAGCCGUUGCCCGAAUCGAUCUAGCAGGCAACCUUCUUUGGUACAGCAUCAAAUCUUACCAAGCUCCGAAAUAUGGAGUGGGAGGUGUCAUGGAAUCCGGCGAGUCUGCUUCUGAAUACAUUUUCCAAACUCCCGAGGGGCGAAUUGUCUCUGUCACUGAUGAAGGAUUCGGAGGAUUUGGUUUUUUGACAUUUGAAUGCGAAACAGGCAUCUGCUAA